GAGGCGCCGGUGCUGCUAGACCGAGGCGGCAGCCGGUCACGACGUGGGGCGGCCAGCGAUGAAGCCGCCUAGUUCAUUGCAAACAAGUGAGUUUGACUCAUCAGAUGAAGAGCCUAUUGAAGAUGAACAGACUCCAAUUCAGAUAUCAUGGCUACCCCUGUCACGAGUGAAUUGUUCUCAGCUUCUUGGUUUGUGUGCUCUUCCAGAAGAACUAAAGAGCUGUGGUAUACAAGACAUAUUUGUUUUCUGCACCAGAGGGGAACUGUCAAAAUACAGAGUCCCAAACCUUUUGGACCUCUACCAUCAGUAUGGAAUUAUCACUCAUCAUCAUCCAAUCCCAGAUGGAGGGACUCCUAACAUAGCCAGCUGCUGUGAAAUAAUGGAGGAGCUCGCAAUCUGCCUUAAGAAUAACCGGAAAACCUUAAUACACUGUUAUGGAGGACUUGGAAGAUCUUGUCUUGUAGCCGCUUGUCUCCUACUAUACCUGUCUGACACAGUUUCACCAGAGCAAGCCAUAGACAGCCUGAGAGACCUAAGAGGAUCUGGGGCAAUACAGACUGUAAAGCAAUAUAAUUAUCUUCAUGAGUUUCGGGACAAACUAGCCGCACAUCUAUCAUCAAGAGAUUCAUUAUCAAGAUCUGUAUCUAGAUAAAAAAGAAUUUCAAAUAACAUAUAUAUGACCAUGUCUGAAAUUUAAGAGCUAUUUAACAUACUUUGUAUUGAAACAAAAUUUACUAGUGUUAUCAACUUGAAUGUAAAUGUGUACGUGCAAAUAUUCCUAAAGCUUUUAUUGACAAAUUUCAGUUGUAUCUCUUAUCUCUUCUAGAAGAUCGAAAAACUGCUAUAUAAUUUUUGAAAUGUACUGUCUCCUCUGGUAUGUUUUACUUAGAAAUAAUGCUGAAGUGAGCAUAUGGAAAAAUGUUUCACUGCCUAUUUUUAUUAUUUACCACACUUUUACCUCAUUUUAUGAUUUGUAACUACCAGGUGGAAUGCAACAUAGUAAUAAAUGUAAAAAUGGGUAUGAGUA
Messenger RNA from Felis catus (domestic cat), 1027 nucleotides. Its product is annotated as cyclin-dependent kinase inhibitor 3-like. The coding region runs from base 59 to 652 and encodes 197 amino acids. The transcript has a single exon. Gene Ontology annotation, biological process: protein dephosphorylation. Gene Ontology annotation, cellular component: nucleus. NCBI's taxonomy places the organism in Eukaryota, Metazoa, Chordata, Mammalia, Carnivora, Felidae. Gene Ontology annotation, molecular function: protein tyrosine phosphatase activity. The record is from RefSeq and is a predicted model, not a curated record.